Molecule: messenger RNA, 5896 nt
Organism: Culex pipiens pallens (northern house mosquito)
Lineage: Eukaryota; Metazoa; Arthropoda; Insecta; Diptera; Culicidae
Product: mucin-17-like
Exons: 6
Coding region: 2209-4335 (708 amino acids)
Source: RefSeq, a predicted model, not a curated record
AUUUCAGUCGCUGUCCGAUCGCGCUUAGUGGCACGUCCCGAGCUCUGUGUUUGUGUUCGGUGCGAAAUUGUUCGCUCUUUUUUGAGGAAAUAAGAAAACUUUUCGCUUUUGGGGAUUUUAAAUAGCGUGUGACGAAACAAUUUUGUUAAAAGUUGUUUGUUUUUAUUGUGUUGGUGAUAAAAGAGCGUGUUUGAAUCGCUUGUGAUUGUGCAAUUUUUGAUGAUCUGAAGAUCGUGGGAUCGAUUCUCGCUUCGCGAUCGUGGAUCGUUCGCUCACUCGAUCGUGCGAAGAAUGAGAGAGGAGUGAAAGCAGACGAAGAGCCUCUUGAUUAAAGGCAUAACAUUGAUAACAAGUGAAUUUGUGUGUGUACUUGUCGGUGGAUGCAUUCUACGCUUGUCGUAACCGAAAUGGAUCCUUAACGUUGCAUUACGUGUUGUGUUUGUGGUUGUAGUGGUCCCUUAAGUCAAAGUUUGAAAAGGGGUUAAAACAAUCUGCGCCAAUUGGGAUUCAAUUGUGCAAACUGUGAAAUGUGUAAGUAAUAAAAUAAAAAGUGACAGACGUGCUGAUUGUACUAAUUUGGUUAUUGUUUUCGCGCAAGUCUGUGUGUUUGUGUGCGCAAUAAAUUAACACGGCAGCUUAAGGUGAAACGAAGCCGGAGGCACUUCCAUGACAAAUCUAUCCAUUUUUUGACGCCCGGUUCGAAUUGAAAUUUGGGCGUUGUUGUGUUGUGCGGAGCGGUUUGUGACCUAUAUUGUGUGACGAAAGAUGAAAUAGCAGAGCAGUUUGUAUUUUGUUGUGGUUGGUGAUUUUUUUUCGAAAAACCAGAAAAUAAAGAAGCCGCCAAAAAGGAGUGCACGGCGCGAAACGAAACGCCGCUCUUCCAAGUCGAAAAAGGAAAACAAAAAUAAAUUUUAAAAUUCAAAAAAGUGGUCAUUCGUGCCCAAGGAAUAAUAAUCACCGGAGAAGCGGAGUCGAGUGGAGAAAAACAGUGGAUCGGCAAGACAGCCGGGGAGCAGUCGAGCAGUCGGACAAGAAAAAAAAGAGUGGGCCUUGCCUAUCUUGUUUCCAGGAAGUGUCGGAUCCCUGCGACGAGCCCCACCUCGCGCCGCCGAGAACUGCUAUAUCAUCCUUCGCAUCAUCUUCUCGAGCGCGAUCUUCCGUGCCGCGGGCCCAGUAGCUCACCAACGGUUCUGAAGCUCGGUUGCUGCUGCCGCUAGUCGACGCCGGAGUUUAGCCGUCGAAGUAGCCGCUCUACGCAGCGAGUCCCGGAAGAUCCGCAGAAUCCGCGUUUGAACUUGAUCGCGAAAUCCGUUUGGCCUGCUGGGUGAAGAUCGUGAUCGUGUGUGUCGCGUUGUCGAAGUUCACUUUCGAUUUCCGUUGCGGGCUGAAUAGCUACACGCGGCACUUCGACAAGCCUGCUCGUGACGUGCUGUCGCCCCAACCACGUGAAAGAGAAAGAAGUGUAUCGUGAGAGCUGGUGGAGUCUGCAAGUCUCAGUCCCUCGGCAUUUUUUGUUGUGUUUGUUUGUUGUUUAUUUAUUUCCCACAACACCGGAGAGAUAACCAAAGUGAAAGAGAGAGUGGAAUGAAUUUAAUGAGCAACCUGGCCGCCACCGUCGUCGUCAUCAGGGAAGAAAGCAAAAGUGUUUAACCUUGAAAUGAUAGCUUCGUGACCGGGCAGAAACGUCAGCAGUGUGCAGAAUCGGUAAGGGCAACCCCUUUGCUGGAAGAAAACCUCGAGAGCCGAAGGAAAAGUGAAACGCGAAAAUCGCGACACGAAAUCGAAGAUCUGCGAAGAAUUCAAGAAGACAACCAAGCCAAACAAAAGAAUAGAAGAGUGAGUGGGGUACCUGAGUAGGAUACUUCCUGGAAGAUUUGAUUAAUUCAGUGUGAUUAGUGUUUUUUGUUGUGCAAGUAGCAAUUUCAUGUUUUCUGUGCAUUGUGUGUAAAAUUUACAUUUUCUUAUUGAAACGCGCAUCCUGAGGAUCAAGUUCAGAACUCGCUGUCCCCUGCUGUAGUAUUCUCAUCGGGACAAAGGAAGUCACUGUGAACCUCUGAAUACUACAGCUUGAACGAUGCAUUGAGCGCACUCUUUGCAACAGAUUCGUCUGGGGCAGUAAAUGAUAAGGUGACUGAUAAACAAAUGCGAAAUUGAAUCAGUAAAUUGCCAACGGAAAAUGCAGUGAGUCCUUCUCGUCGCAUCGAGACAAUGAAAAAGCGAGCUAAAUUAACAAUGUCCUGCUCCCUGUCGCUGGUCGCACUGCUGUGCUGCUGUUCCUGCCUGCUGGCACCACUGGCCGCCGGGCUGCCAAUCACCUCGAAACCACUCGACAACAAUCCGGACCAUCUGACGUGGGAAGCGGCAUGGCUUUCCGGGGAUUCCCGGCCUGGGAUAGGGGGGAAAGCGAAAAAAAUCACGCCCAAAUCGAUCUUCAUUGCGCCCCAGCUGAACGGGUUCAACGGGUCGUUGUGUCCACCGGACAUGAAGGUCGACUACAACGGGAAGUGCAUCCAGGUGCAGUCCAACAUUAAUCCGGCGGACAUCGUGCUGACCAAGCUGCAGAGUCUGCUUGGAGAUGGCGGUGGUGCAUCGAACGCCGGUGGAAGCGAAGACUACGACUACGAGUACGACACGUCCGGGCCGUUCCAGGUCAACCUGCCGCUCAGUAUAGAUCUGCCGGUGGAGGAACCGCCGAAGCGAGCGGAAUCGUUCUACGAUACCAUGCUGGUGGACGUGCCGUCAUCUUUGACGACGACAACGGGUCAAGACCUGAAGCAGGUGUCAACGCAGCAGACCCAGACAUUUCUUGCCGAAACCAGCAAGCGUCCUAUGGAUCAAACUGUUGCCGAAAGUCAGACCGAUAUUUCCUUUCUCGCGUUCGAGAGUCUCCCCAACGGAACCCUUUCGACGCAGCUCGAGCUGGACGGUGGAAGCAACGGGACGAUUGUUCAGCAGAUUGUUCUCUCUUCCACUGCAGCUGCUCCAACAACUGUUACCACGAUGGAUGCAACAAGCGUUGAUGGUAGUACGACGAGCGGUACGAGUACUGUGGCGAUUGGCAACACUGAUUUUGUCUCUACCACAGUGAGCCCGGUGACGACUGAGGAAUUCAGCAGCACCGCGACAACGGAGUCCGUCACAGCUUCAGACAAGAUGACCAGCGAGAGUCUGUUCGCUACGACUACCGGGACUUCCGACCAGGACAUGGAAGGUUUGAAGGCGGAACUGGCUGCCGAAGCACUGCUACUCGAUACGAACCAGUCUUCUACGACAGAACUUCCCUCUACCGACAUGUCCGGGUUCGAAACGGAACCGGACACGCUGAGCACGGUGUCUACAACGGUGGAACUGGGCAGUACGAGUACGGAUCCUACCGAGAGCACCACUCCGCUUGACACAACCACCAUGAAGGUGUUAAUCCACACAAUCCCGUCGAUCCCAACAACUUCAAGACGCGCGCCCUCGCCCAAACCCGUACAGAUCGUCACUCCAGUGCGCACAAAGUGGUACAGCCCACCUGGAGCUACGCCACCGCCCUUCAUCGUGGCCAGCUACACUCAGCAGGAGCGCACGACGCGAGCCACCCCGGAAACAACGUCCGAAACGCCCCUGCCGCUGCUAGUCAUGAACGAUACCGAAGCUGACAAGAAGAAUCGCGACGCGAUCCACCGGCAGGAGCAGAAGGACAAGCUCCGAGAAACCAUGGACACCAACAACCGCUUUGUGUACCACCACUUGGCGGCGCCACCGUCGACUGCCCCCUCAACAACCGUCGCCGAUCACAACUACGUUGACCAGCUGAAGAAGAUCAACGAGAUCAUCGCCGAAAACAAGCAGCGCCACCAACAGCAGAACUCCCGGAUUCGCUUCCCGUCGCAGCACGACGAUCAUGUUCCAGCUGCCAGCAACAGCGCCAGCAUGGUCCGCUUCCCGGGUUCCGUCUCCAACCGGGUCACCUCUAACCGGCUUCCAGACAUCUUCCCAAAGAAAUCCCCCGACAGUACAACCCAGCGGCCUCCGUUCUGGUGGCUCCCGUCAGGCUGGGAGGUCGACCAGACCGGCCAGAAGCCAAUGCUUCUCCGGUUCUGGUCCCGGAUGCCACUGGUGCGGGAUCAAUCACUGACCAGCAGUACCAGCAGCAAUCCCGAAAGCAAUGGCAGUGCCACCCGAUGGAGACCCUCGGCGCCACAGCCACUGCCCGGAAGCACUUCGCCAGCGUCGGCGGUAGCACCCCGGGGCAACUCCAAGAGCCCCAGCGAGAGCUUCUACAAAGAAGUCUCUUCGCAGGACGUCUACAAAGUGCUGAACAUGCGACAGCUAAAGCACAAAAGAUAAAGUGUCCCGCCCCCUCCCUUCUUUGGUAGUGUUCUAAUCCCCCCCCCCCCCCCCUAAUCAGCUUUAAGUAUUAUUUAAACAUUGGAACGCGCAAUUGUGUAUAGACAAAGUAUAGAAUUAGUGGUACAACGAUCUAGCUGUUAAGAAGACCCCCACCUGCACUACUUUAGCGAACAAACCAGAAGGAAAACACGUGCACGCAUUAGAUUUUACGCCGUGGCGGCGGCACUUGGGUGAGAACUGUCACUUUUCUAACCUCGAAAACGGCGUAAAAUCUAGUUGGCGGGGAAAUGUGAGGAGUACUUAGCGCGCACAACCCUUUAAAAAAAGUAUUUUAAUUUGUUGGAUUCACUUCAUGACAAUUUGCUUAGUAACUGUGAUAUUUUAACCACUUUAACAAUCUGCUUCUUCUUUCUCUACAACGCACAACAGGAAGAAGUAUUUUUAGUCUUUUUAAAAAUACUUUCUUUUCCUAACCUUGAUCUUCGCUGUCUCGAUUUAGUUUUAUCACUUGACUGAUAAAAUGGUCAAAUCAACCCUCUUAUUAGAUCCUUUUCCCGGCCUCACGUUUCAGCAAGUCACCGUGCCAAUAUAAAGUGUUUUUAAAGUGUAACCCCCAAAUUGUAAUUAGUGUGCGUCACCCAAAUUGUACAUAUACUCAAGUUUACGUGUGUGUUGUUAUGUAACUUGCUAAUGCAAAAAUGGAAAAAAAAAGUUUUAAUAUCUGAACCACGGAUGUAAAUCGUCACUGGGAAGAGAUUAAUAAGUUUUACAACAAAAAAAACUCUGUGCAUGUGUCUAUAAUGGAAAAGCAAAUCAAAAAGCUAUGUAUUAUGGUUAAGCGAAACACUACAUGUAUGUAUGUGCCAAAAAGUAAUAAAUUACAGAACAAUUUUGUAUUUUUGCCGGGGUGCAAGUAGCAAACGGAAACAUCACAAAUCUGUGCAACUGAUGCAUGUUUUUAUUAUAUAAAAAUAGUGCGAGAAACAAAAACUAUUCAAAACUCAGCCUCUCUAACCGAGCAACAGUCUUCUCAAAACGAACGAUCAUUGAAAACGAUAUUUGUAAAUAUAGUAGCUAAGAAUCGAAACCAAACCCUUCACUGGAAUGUGGGUUCCCCUGAACGUUGGUAUUCGUUGGGCUAUAAGUGUUAAGUGUGUACAUUGUUAAUCACUCAAAAAAAAACUAUUUAAUUUAAACAAAUUAGCCACGUAACAAGAUAAACCGUAAACCUUGAGCACAGGAAAACUCGAAAAUAGCAGCACAAAAAAUGCCGAAACAAAAAAUCGUAACAAAUCAAACAACAUAUUUGCCAAAAGUUUUAACUAUGUAUUAUAUAUUCUAAUAAAAAUAUAUUCUUGUACUAGAUACAAAUGUGACUAGCUGUAGCGUAGCAAAACAAGCACAAAAUGUUUGCGAGAAAUUGGAAGCAUACAGCAGCAGCAUCAGCAGCAAGCACACUUAUGUCGAACAGUCUCCCAGCAAGAGCAACAAAAUAUACUUACACAGUCGAUAGCGGCUCAUUUCUACGUUGAUCGAAAAUCAUUUGAUGAAUAAUUGA